AUGCUCAAACCUCCGCCACCAUCUCUAGUCACCGAGAAGCCGUCGAUAGCAGACCUCAGUCGUUCUUCUUCUGUUAUUUCAAGCAGCACAGACGAGUCUGAGCCUGAACAACUUAUCCCUCCUCGGCCACGGCCAGUUCGAACUUUCUCAGCUCCACGCUCUCGUAGCCCUGGCUCGCCAACUGUUCGCGCCACUUCCAAACCACCACCUUCAUAUCUAUCCCGUGAACUUGGAUACUCAGACGGCGCAUCACAGCCGUCCCGACCACCAGGAAAACCCUCGCUACAUGAUUUCCAAUUCGGUAUCACCCUCGGUGAGGGUUCAUAUUCGACGGUGAAACUGGCAAAAUCCAAGAUCGAUGGAAAGCAAUACGCCGUCAAGGUCAUCACGAAAAGCCAUCUUAUACGUGCACACAAAGUUGAAACUGCAGCUGCAGAGCGAAGAGCGCUGAUUCGACUGAACGGACAUCCCGGCUUUGUCUCUCUCUAUCAUGCUUUCCAGGAUGAAUGGAGUCUCUACUUUGUCAUCGAUUUUGCCGCCAAUGGGGAAAUGCAAUCAUUAAUAUCACGGCUCGGCUCUCUCUCGACUAACUGCGUGCGAUACUACUCCGCGCAGAUAACCGAUGCCCUCGAGUUCAUGCAUUCCAAGGGUGUUCUCCACAGAGACCUCAAGCCCGAGAAUAUCCUCCUUGAUGACGCUUUCCGGAUAAAGAUAGCUGAUUUUGGAACUGGGAAAGUCUUGGAGGAGGGUGAGGAGCGAGCGACUACAUUCGUGGGUACCGCUCAGUACCAAGCUCCAGAGCUUUUGGAAUCGAAGGAGACCACUAAAAGCUCAGACUACUGGGCUUUUGGCUGCGUUAUAUACCAGAUGAUCGCGGGUCGUUUCGCUUUCAAUGACCGUUCCGACUAUUUGACAUGGCAAAAAGUGAAAAGAGUGGAGUACGAGUUUCCCAGUGGCUUUGAUGAACAGGCGAAGGACCUCGUACAAAAACUAUUGGUCCAUGAUCCUACGCAACGUCUGGGUGCUGGCGCUCGUGGAAGCGACAAUGAUCCCAGCGCACUUCGGAAGCAUACUUUUUUCACUACGAUUGACUGGGCUUCCCUGUGGACCAGCGUUGCUCCGACCGUUGAAGCCGGUCUCGUUAAGAAGGCACACCCAUUAGCUCAAGGCCAAGAUCGAAAUUGGGAGGAUGUUGGUGCUGCCUGGGAUGAACUAGUAGGGAAUGAUAGCGAUGGUAUCGAAUGGUCUUCCGACGCAGAAGGGCCCCAUCGCUUCAAUGGCCGAAACCCUUAUGGCUCAGAUAUAGGACCAAAGGACGAGGUCAAACUGGCCGCGUUCCCAUCAGUGCAGGUCACGGAGCCUUCUCCAAAUGACGCUACGCCAGAUGACUCCUCAAGCUCCUCACACGAGAGCUUGGGGAGACUGGAAAAAUCAAUAGACCGUCUUCAGUUACGUUCUGGACGCAAUUCACCCGACGGUCCCAUCCAUUCGACGCAAUUAGAGCACGAACGCGGGAGGGAUAGAGCUCCUACGCCUCUGCGAAAUACUGAAUCAGAGCUUAAUUUUGCGGCCAUCCUCAAGCUGCCGGAAGACGAAGAAAUCCUGUUUGACUCGCCUGUCCUUUCACGCCAGCGCAUUCUCCCUAUUGCGGGUCCUCCUGUGAAAUCGAAGCGACGCCAUCUUGUCCUGACCCGUCGUCGACUAUUUUGCCUCAAACAAGACCUGUCAAUAAAAUCCGAAUUGGUCAUUCAGUCUGCAGUUCGAGGCAAAGACAAGGCCAAAGACAAUCGUACGGUUUUAACUGGUGCACAACCAAGAGGGGACCGUGAAUUCGCUUUGACAACUCUGCCUUCAAAGUCCUUUAUAUAUGCUGUGGUAUACCCGUUCUCUGCCUCGGCUUGGAUAGAGAAAAUUAACGCUCUGGCACUCGAUACCACUGAUUCUCGGACGUAA
Messenger RNA from Mycena indigotica, 1953 nucleotides. Its product is annotated as Protein kinase domain-containing protein. The transcript is spliced from 9 exons. The record is from RefSeq and is a predicted model, not a curated record. Gene Ontology annotation, molecular function: ATP binding; protein serine/threonine kinase activity. Lineage: Eukaryota; Fungi; Basidiomycota; Agaricomycetes; Agaricales; Mycenaceae. Gene Ontology annotation, biological process: intracellular signal transduction; peptidyl-serine phosphorylation. The coding region runs from base 1 to 1953 and encodes 650 amino acids.